ACAUUCCAGGAGCUUGCAAUAGGAAGGCUACUGAGGGAGGAGGCCUUAGCCAUUUUUGCUCUGGAGGAUAUGCCCAGUAUGCUGCUUCUAGCAAUGUUUAAGGUGGCCUUCCUGAACAGACAUACAGACAUCCUGAAGGCCAUGGUGCCUACCUGGCCGUUCCCAUGCCUUCCUGUAGGAUCCCUGAGAAAGCCACACACACACCUUGAGACUUUGAAGGCUUUGCUUGAUGGGCUAGAUGUGCUUAUUACAGAGAAGGCUUGCCCCAGGAGGGGGAAAUUCAGAGUGUUGGAUUUGACAUCUGUGGACCAUGACUUCUGGAGUGUCAUGAGUCAGAAGCAGCCAGUGGAGUCAUGCCCUUACUCUGGGGUGAGGAAAUAUUUGAAGGUGGUAACUGACCUCAAACUUGUGAGGGGCAAGCUCGAUGAAUGUGCCUUGUACUUGUUGCAGUGGGCCCAGCUGAGAAAAGAUUUGAAACGCCUAAUCUGGCAGAUGAGAAACCUUCACACACUCAUGCUUGAGAGCAUCACAAAUACCAUCAGUAUGACUGAUUCUGAAGAGCUGGAAGAGGAGUUUUAAAAUGUAUUGCUUUCGCAGUUCCCCAAAUUUCAUUGUCUACAGCAUCUCUAUGUAAAUGACAUCUCUGUUCUCGAUGGCUGCCUGACAGAGUGGCUCAGGUGCCUGAAGAAGCCCUUGGUGACCAUGUCCAUCACUUGCUGCCAGCUCUCCCAGUCAGACUUGGAUCACCUGCCCCAGUGCCUGAGCCCUUUUGAACUUAAACAUCUGUUUCCAAAUUCUGUACUUGUAUGUGACAUUUGGCUUAAGCCACUAGGAAGUCUCCUUGAGAGGGUCACAGCCACCUUGCAAACCCUGGAACUGGAGAAAUGUGGGCUAGAGGAUUCUGAAAUAUCGGUGCUCUUGCCUGCCCUGAGCCAAUGUUCCCAGCUCACCAAGGUCAAUUUCAUUGAUAAUAAUCUGUCUCUGCCUCUCCUGAUGCAACUGCUUCACAACACAGCCAAACUGAGCAAGCUGACCCAGGAGCUAUACCCUGCACCUCUGGAAUGCUACCAUCAUAGGGGCCUGGUACUUGUAGAUCAGUUUGACCAACUUUGUCCUGAACUCUUAAGUAUAAUAAGGACAAAAAGAAAGCCCCAAAAAGUGACUUUCACUACAAGAAAAUGCUAUAAAUGUUUCAAUCGUUCUAUCUAUGAGCUGGAGAGCAGACAUUGCCUGUGUUGGCAAUAA
Molecule: messenger RNA, 1245 nt
Organism: Peromyscus eremicus (cactus mouse)
Lineage: Eukaryota; Metazoa; Chordata; Mammalia; Rodentia; Cricetidae
Product: oogenesin-1-like
Cellular component (GO): cytoplasm
Source: RefSeq, a predicted model, not a curated record